AUGUUUGGAGUACGAUAUGAUCCGGAGGCAGAGGAUAUUUCCACCAUUGCUUGGAAUGGAAAGAGGAAAAGAGAAGAGGAUCUGGACUCAAGUGAUAUAGGAAGUGACAAUUUAGGAGAACAGAAUGAUACGAAAGAACUUAGUAAAGGAAAAGAGAACCAUGAUAUCGACCAUGAAGACAGCACAAACCGCAUCGAUACUACAGAGGAAGUAGGAUUCAGUAAUGGUGUGGAGGGAGAUUCGGAUGUGGAAAUGGAAGAUAACAUUGACCCCGUGUACCCAUCUAAGCAUCAAUCUGUUUUAAAUAAGUUCAAGCAGUCAAUAACUAGUGCGGAGCAACACUACGAAUCUGAUUCCGACGAAAAGGAGACGAUUGUAGAUAUACAAGACCUAGCACCGCUUCCUCAACCACAAUUGCCUCGAGACAAGAAGCUUACAUCGACAUCGCAAUACUCCAAAAAUUUAGAUUGGCUAACAACACCUCAAUACGUGACUCCCAAUGAGAAACUUCCCUUUCAGGAAUUUGAACUUGACAAAGUGAUCCAGAGAAACAUUUCGUCACUUGGUUUCAGUGAAGCCUUUGCUGUGCAAGUAAGCGUUCUCAAAAUGAUGAUACCAGAAAUCAAGGCUAACAAAAGGCAACCCGAUGCAUUUGGUGACAUCUUGGUUAAUGCGUCUACCGGUUCGGGUAAAACGUUGGCAUAUUGCAUUCCCAUAAUUCAAGCAAUACACAACAGAGUAGUUCCGCGCGUGAGAGCGAUUGUUCUUGUGCCAACCAAACCAUUAAUUAAUCAAGUGAAAACAACCAUGAUGCAAUUAUCACAAGGUACGAACUUGUCUAUCGUGGGUUUAAAGAACGAUAUCUCAAUUAAAGAAGAAAGUGAAAGGUUGAAGAAAUUGGUUCCUGAUGUGAUUAUCAGCACACCGGGGAGAUUGGUUGAGCAUUUGAAUCUAAACUCCAUCAGCCUAGCGAGCUUGAGGUUUCUUGUUAUUGAUGAAGCCGAUAGACUUUUGAACCAAUCUUUUCAAAACUGGUCACUGGUGCUAACCAGCAAGAUUGAGGAACAACAGAAACAUGAUAUAACAAAAAGAUGGAGUUUAAAGGUACAAAAAUUGGUGUUUUCUGCAACAUUGACUACUGAUGCUGGAAAGCUUGCCAUUUUAAACUUUUACAAACCAAGACUCAUCAUCGUUAAUGACACGCAACAGUUGGUUAAUGAAAUGUUCAGUGUGCCGUCAUUGUUGUCGGAAUUCAUCAUUCUGUAUGGAGUGGCCAAAAAUUCGUUAAAACCUUUGAUACUCGCCAAAUUCCUAGUUUCGCAAGAUAAACUUUUCAACGUGCUAAUAUUCACCAAAUCAAAUGAAUCAUGUAUACGAUUAGCCAAACUAUUGCAACUUAUUAUGGAUGCACUUUCCAUUCUGAUCAAUGUUGGUUUCAUCAACUCAACCAAUAAUCGAACAUCAAUACGAGCUCGCAUAUUGAAAGACUUUUCCCACCAAAAGGUAAACAUACUCAUUGCUACAGACUUGAUUGCUAGAGGUAUAGAUUUGACAACAAUUACCGAUGUCGUCAACUACGAUUUGCCUAAUUCGUCUCGUGAAUAUGUGCAUAGAGUUGGUCGUACUGCCAGAGCAGAAAAUCCCGGUAAUGCGUACAAUUUUGUGUUUGGAAAAGGUGAACAGAAGUGGUUCAAUACUUUUUCAAAGGACAUUGGGCGUGGUGAUAAAGCGGUUGAGCCAUUUGAGUUGAAGUUGAGUGAUGUUAUCACCGACCACGAUGAAGAGAUUUAUCUGAAAGCAUUGAUGGACUUGCAAGAACAGGCAAAGAUGUAA
Molecule: messenger RNA, 1833 nt
Organism: Lodderomyces parapsilosis
Lineage: Eukaryota; Fungi; Ascomycota; Pichiomycetes; Serinales; Debaryomycetaceae
Product: putative ATP-dependent RNA helicase
Exons: 1
Coding region: 1-1833 (610 amino acids)
Cellular component (GO): nucleus
Molecular function (GO): nucleic acid binding; ATP binding
Source: RefSeq, a predicted model, not a curated record